GGCAAAGGCAAAGGCAAAAAGGCAAAGGCAGGCCAACAACACGGCAGUCUCGGCCUCCUCAGGUCCAGCAGCAGCACCAACACCGCCGCGCUCGCUUCGAGUCUUCUUCUCGUCCGUCCCCCAACAUAGCGGAGACUCCGAAACCCAAAUGCCGCCGCGGUGCUAGCUCGUGCUCCCCGUCCAUGUCGCUGUUUCCCCCAGCUGGUGCCGGACGACGCGCCCCGCACGCAGCGGGCUGAGGCGGAAGCGCGCGCGCGGAACCGGGAACCUCCUUCCUGGUAUAAAACCGCCAUUUCCGUUCGGGCGGACUCCGGCUUUGUCGCGCGGCGUGUGUGUGGGGAGCAGGGGAAGGGAGGGCGAUUCUGCUUCUGCUGGGGGCAAUGCCGGAGGCGGCGACGGUGGAUCCGGCGGGGGAGGGUGUGGAGGGGGAGGAUGAGUUCUACGAGUCGCUGGAUCGGAUCCUCUCCUCCUCCUGCUCCUCCACCUCCGCCUCCGACGACGACGCUGCCAGCGACGUCCACCGCCGCCGCCGCUCUCGCGGGAACAACCACCAUCAGCACGCGGCCGACUCCGCGUACGACGUCUGGAUCUCCGAGCCCACGUCCGUGGAGGAGCGACGCCGGCUCCUGCUCAACCGCCUCGGCCUCUCCCCCUCCGGGUCCCUGCAGCCCUACUCCCCACGCCUCUCCUCCCCUCCUUCGCCGCCGCCGCGUUCCCCUUCUCCCCCCGCCUCGCCACUGCUGCCCCUGCCGCCGCCUGCGGUGGAGGAGCCGAGAUCCGCCGCGCAUGGGAAGCCGCCGCUGGCGCGGAACCCGAGCGGCGGCGGCGGGGAGCAAUGCCGGAUCCGGAACCUGGACGACGGAACCGAGUUCGAGCUUGCGGAGGUGCACGAGGAGGUCGUCCGGGAGGUCGGCACCGGCCGGCAGCUCACCCUCGAGGAGUUCGAGUUCUGCGUCGGCCGCUCCCCGAUCGUCCACGAACUCAUGCGCCGGGCGACCACCGCGACGUCCUCCUCCGCCUCCGACAACGCCGCCCCAGCUUCGAAACCCCGCAGGAAGCCUGGAGGGUGGCUGCGCGGCAUCAGACACCUGGCUGGCAGUGUCGCCUACGGGCGCCGCAGCACCGACGUUAGGGACAAGGAGAAGGAGAGGAAAGAGCGGGAAGCGCGGCGCCUGAGCUCCGCCACCGACGACAGUCUGGACGGCAACGGCGGGUCGCGCAAUGCUGGGAGGGUCAGGGUGCGGCAGUAUGGCAAGGCGUGCAAGGAACUCACCGGAAUGUUCAUGACACAGGAAUUGGCUGCCCACUCUGGCUCUGUGUGGUGCAUCAACUUCAGCUUGGAUGGACGAUACCUUGCGAGCGCCGGGGAGGACCGUGUGAUCCAUGUGUGGGGGGUCUCGGAGGGCGAGAGAAAGGGGGAGUUGCUUGGGGAAGGUACAGUCACAAGGGAGAGUGGCGGUGGCUCCAGCCCGUUUGUUGCAGUUGUUGGGAAUGGGUCGCCGGAGGUGGCAACAUUGGCACUGAACUCUGCAGACAAGGGAUAUGUCGAGAAGAAGAGGAGACCAAGGGUGCAAAGCAGCCGGAAGUCCGUUGGUUCUGAUCAUCUAGUUGUGCCUGAGUGUGUGUUUGGGUUCAGAGAAAAGCCAGUUUGCUCGCUCCUGGGGCACGCUGCUGACGUUCUUGAUCUAUCGUGGUCCAAAUCUCAGUACUUGCUUUCAUCCUCAAUGGACAAAACUGUUAAGCUGUGGGACAUUACCACAAGUACCUGUUUGAAGACAUUCUCACACACAGACUAUGUCACUUGCAUUCAGUUCAAUCCUGUAGAUGAUAACUUCUUCAUUAGUGGGUCACUGGAUGAGAAAGUUCGCAUUUGGAAUGUCCAUGAUCGGAAGAUUGAGGAUUGGAACGAUCUUCAUGAGAUGGUUACUGCUGCAUGUUAUUCACCUGAUGGACAGGUUGCAAUGGUAGGAUCUCACAAGGGAAGCUGCCAUUUAUUUGAUACAACUGAAAAGAAGCUUCAGUACAAAAGUCAGAUAGAUUUGAGAAUCAGAAAAAAGAAGUCUGGCCAGAAGAAGAUAACUGGCUUCCAGUUUGCUCCAGGAAGCUCCUUGGAAGUCUUGAUUACUUCUGCAGAUUCAAGGAUCCGUGUUGUUAAUGGCGAUGAGCUUGUCCACAAAUUUAAAGGAUUCCGCAAUACAAGUAGCCAAAUCUCAGCUUCUGUAGCUCCAAAUGGGAAAUAUGUAGUCUGUGCCAGUGAGGACUCUCAUGUGUAUGUCUGGAGACAUGACAAUAGUUCCCAUCCGAGCAGAAGCAGGAGCUCAGUUGAUGUAACCAACUCAUAUGAACAUUUUCACUGUCAUGAUGUAACUGUGGCUAUCACAUGGCCUGGUGCUGAAGCCCGCGGAUCGUUUGGGUCUCGUAGCAGCAGACACAGUGAUUCGGAUGUUGCAGUGAACCCUGCCCCUGAAGCCCCUGUAGAAAACAAUGAGCAAGAAGCGAAUGGAACUGCUAACACGUACACCGAGAACCCAGUUUGCGAAGGUGGUGCAAGCACAAGCAGUCAUCCAGUAGAGGCAGUAUCCCCAUCCUGGCUAGACGAGAAAUUACCGUCUGCCAAGAGCAGUCCCGGUCAAGGCUCAUCCGAUCUUUGCAUUGGAGCUAUGGAUGUGCAGCGCCGGUCCGCGUGGGGUCUGGUGAUUGUCACGGCUGGACGGGGAGGCGAAAUCAGGGUGUUCCAGAAUUUCGGCUUCCCAGUCCAAGUGUAAAGAUAGUGAGAGUGCAGAGCUGUCCCCUGGUUUGAUUACUGUAUAGAUAUCUUUAGUUCUUCACCAGUUCACCUAGGAUUCUUACAGUUCAAAGUUUUCUCUGUUUUGUCGUCCGCUUGGGUGGCUGAAAAUUAAGAUCACUCCAAAGACCACACUAUUUUUUCUUUCUAUUAUUGAUACAAGGCUCGCUCUGUAAUUGUGCCAAUACCUUUAUUUGUUCAUAUUUUGGUUCUAUCCUUAUACAAGACAGAUACGGUCACUUCAUAACAGCA
Messenger RNA from Brachypodium distachyon (stiff brome), 3037 nucleotides. Its product is annotated as WD repeat-containing protein 44. The record is from RefSeq and is a predicted model, not a curated record. NCBI's taxonomy places the organism in Eukaryota, Viridiplantae, Streptophyta, Magnoliopsida, Poales, Poaceae. The transcript is spliced from 7 exons. The coding region runs from base 381 to 2765 and encodes 794 amino acids. Gene Ontology annotation, molecular function: protein binding.